Penicillium cosmopolitanum is the source of this 1782-nucleotide messenger RNA. RefSeq names its product GMC family oxidoreductase. Lineage: Eukaryota; Fungi; Ascomycota; Eurotiomycetes; Eurotiales; Aspergillaceae. The record is from RefSeq and is a predicted model, not a curated record. The coding region runs from base 1 to 1782 and encodes 593 amino acids. The transcript is spliced from 3 exons. Gene Ontology annotation, molecular function: oxidoreductase activity, acting on CH-OH group of donors; flavin adenine dinucleotide binding.
AUGGCAACUGUUUCCAACGGCUCCGAGUACGACUUCAUCGUCGUCGGGGGUGGCACUGCUGGCAACGCCGUUGCUGGUCGCCUGGCUGAAAACCCCGACGUCCGCGUUCUGGUUGUUGAAGCUGGUAUCCCGAACCCGGACCAAAUCGAACAAAUCACCACGCCAUCGAAGGCAUUUACUCUUCGUGGAAGCAAAUAUGACUGGGCCUACAAGACAACCAUGAUCAAGCGCGAUGAUUACGAGCGCAUUGAAAAGCCCAACACCCGCGGAAAGGCCCUUGGUGGAAGUACUUGUGCCAACUACUUCACCUGGAUCCCUGGUUCAAAACCCACAUUUGACGAUUGGGAGGACUUUGGUGGCCGUGACUGGAACUGGGACAGCUGCGUAGACUACCUUCGCAAAUGUGCCACUUAUCAUGACGACGAGAAGCUGUAUCCGGCCGAACUCAGCAAGAUUGGAACCGGAGGUCCUGUGCAGAUCUCCCAUGCUGACUUGGUGCCAGAGAUGCAACCAUUCCGUGACGCCCUUACUCAAGCUUGGGUCUCUAAGGGUGAACCUCUCACUGAAGAUAUCUUUUCUGGUGAAAUGAAAGGUCUCACGCAUUGUGUGGAUACCAUCCACCGUGGUGAGCGUCAGGGCAGUUUCUUGUACUUGAAAAAUAAGCCCAAUGUGACGAUCCUUUAUGGGGUUCAGUCUAAACAGUUGAUCAUCGACCCGGCCACCCGAAUUUGCUCCGGCGUCACUGUGGUCAGCGAAACUUCCAACACUGAGAUCAGUGUUUAUGCUAGCCGGGAAGUGAUUGUGUCUCAGGGCGUGUUUGAGACGCCUAAGCUUCUGAUGUUGAGCGGUGUCGGGCCUGCCACGGAACUAGCUAAGCAUGGGAUCAAUCCAAUCGUGGACUCCCCUCACGUCGGCCAGCAUCUCCUGGACCACCCCAUCGUGCCUUUCGUGCUUCAGAUCAAGGAUGGAUAUGGCCUGGAUGAUCACAUUCUCCGCCCCGGUCCUCUGAAUGACAAAGCCCUGGCAACCUACCAGCGUGACAAAACUGGUCCUGCCAGCUCCGGCUUUUUGGAGCUGGUGGGAUUCCCUCGCAUUGAUGAACGACUGGAGAAGUAUCCAGCCUACCGUGAGGCUAAGGCUGCGAAUGGUGGACUGGAUCCCUUUGGACCCGCGGGUCAGCCGCACUUCGAGCUUGACUUUGUCGGCCUCUUCAGUACUGCUUUCCAGUGGCACUUCCCCUUGCCUGAGAAGGGUAGUUACAUGACUGUAAUUGUCGAUCUGCUCCGGCCCCUGUCCGAGGGUGAAGUUACCUUGAACAGUUCCAAUGCCCUGGUACAGCCUAACAUCAACCUCAACUUCUUUGCUAACGAUUUGGAUAUUCUGGCCAUGCGCGAGGGUGUUCGCUGGACUUACGAUAUUCUGACCAACGGUGCUGGGUUCAAGGACAUCGUCGUUGGGGAAUACCCUUGGAAGAUGCCUCUCCAUUCCGACGAUGAUAUGAACAAGGCUGUUUUGGAUCGAAGCCAGACUGGAUUCCACCCCUGUGGUACGGCGCGACUGUCCAAGAGCAUCCAUCAAGGUGUCGUCGACUCCAAGCUCCGAGUCCAUGGGGUGCGCAAUCUCCGCGUUAUGGAUGCUUGUGUUAUCCCGGUGAUUCCAGACUGCCGUAUACAGAACUCCGUAUAUAUGAUUGGCGAGAAGGGCGCGGACAUCAUCAAAUCAGACCACAAGGAUCUCUAUGAGGCAAAGAAUAUUUCCUACUUUGUCUCCAGCAAGCUUUGA